Molecule: messenger RNA, 510 nt
Organism: Camellia sinensis
Lineage: Eukaryota; Viridiplantae; Streptophyta; Magnoliopsida; Ericales; Theaceae
Source: RefSeq, a predicted model, not a curated record
AUGAAAUCGUCGCAGUUUCAGGGGGGAUUAGAUCUGUUAAAAGCCGAAGCGUGGGUUCUCGGCAUUGAAAAGCUGUUUGAGAUGUUUCCCUGUUCAGAGACACAAAAAGUACUUUUAGCCACUUUCACCCUUGAAGAUGAGGCAAGAAGGUGGUGGAUGCUAAUGCGUGAAAACAAUAAAAGCAUCGGUUGGGUACGGUUCUUGGAGAUUUUCUAUGAAAAAUAUUUUCCACAGUGUGUCCGAGACAAAAAAGUGUCGGAGUUCAUGGAACUGAAACAAAACAGCAUGACUGUAGCUGAGUAUGAGGGCAAGUUUACUGAAUUGGCUAGGUCUGCACCACAUGUGGUUGGCACUAACUACAAGAAAGCAAGACAUUUUGAGGGAGGGCUCCGAGAUGAUAUUUUAGAAAAGGUGAAUGUUCUCAAGCUAGAGACCUAUAUUAAGGUGCUAGACCGGGCCAUAAUAUCAGAAGCUAAUAUAGCCAGACAAGCUAAACCAGCAACCGACUAG